UUUUAGUUAUGAUCUAGUUGAAAUAAAGAAAACAACUUGUGAGCAAGCGAAUCUAUUAGCUUAAAAUUUCUUCUAGACAUACGCAAAUAUCUUAUUAUUUCGAAGAUCGACCAUUCAUUUUGCGAUGAGAACAAUUUUAACAGUUGUGUCACUUUGUGCCUUCAUAUCAACUGCUUACGGCAUUGAUUGCUACGACUGUGAAUCGCUGAAUGAUCCGCGCUGUAAUCAAUAUUUCGAUCCUGAUGGCGUCACACAAACUGAUUGCGAUGACGUGGAUAUGCCAAAAUAUUUGCAUAAAUACGAGCGCCGCAUAGCAGCUACCGGCUGUUUGACGAAGGUGCACGAAGGCUUGGAUGGCCGCCGUUACUAUAUACGUCGUAGCUGUUAUUUCGGUGAUCCAGAAAAUAUAGACGAAGCUUGUGAUACACCCGAUCCAUACGUACCCUGGGCCAAUUUGAUUUCAUGUACUGUCUGCACCGAGGAUCUUUGCAAUGUGCACGCGCCACUUAAUGGAGCUCAUCAUACAACGAAUGCUUGGCCAAAACUCACAUUGAUUGGACUGACUUUAGCAGCAAUGACUUUACACUCUAUGUAUAGACUUUCUAAUUAAAAACGCUAGCAAAAAAUAUAUAUGCUUAUAGUUAUGUAUUAAUUUAGUAAAGAAAUUCUAAGAACCAUUUUUUUCUCAUUGAGAUAGUUCUGAUUAUUUUCGAGCCAUAAAUACCUUAGUACAUUUAGAUAUAUUCAUCAUCAGCAAAAAGAAUCAUAGAAACAAAAUAUUUUAUCGACCUUCAGCUCAUUCGUUGUUUUGGAUGUAGUUGAAAAGAGCACCCGCAAUUUCAAAAGUGUGUACAUUCUAAAUGACGACUAUGUUUUGAAAUGAUUUUUUCAUAUAAUCCUUCAUCUCUGUUAUGUAAAGUUGCUUCUGAAUCGGAAGAAAUUUUAAACUCGAAUCUAGA
Messenger RNA from Bactrocera neohumeralis, 959 nucleotides. RefSeq lists its product as uncharacterized. Gene Ontology annotation, biological process: sleep; regulation of synaptic transmission, cholinergic; positive regulation of voltage-gated potassium channel activity. Bases 125 to 610 code for a protein of 161 amino acids. The transcript has 3 exons. NCBI's taxonomy places the organism in Eukaryota, Metazoa, Arthropoda, Insecta, Diptera, Tephritidae. The record is from RefSeq and is a predicted model, not a curated record.